Molecule: messenger RNA, 5700 nt
Organism: Scomber scombrus (Atlantic mackerel)
Lineage: Eukaryota; Metazoa; Chordata; Actinopteri; Scombriformes; Scombridae
Gene: lrrfip1a
Product: leucine rich repeat (in FLII) interacting protein 1a
Exons: 29
Coding region: 438-5465 (1675 amino acids)
Biological process (GO): regulation of transcription by RNA polymerase II
Molecular function (GO): RNA polymerase II cis-regulatory region sequence-specific DNA binding; DNA-binding transcription factor activity, RNA polymerase II-specific
Source: RefSeq, a predicted model, not a curated record
GUCUGUAGCUGAGUAUCCGUCUGCUGGAAGAGUUACACUGUUGCCAAUCAACACAGGGGGGCAGAUUAAGACGUGUUUACGGUGGGGGGGUUUUGGUUAAAAGUACUAUCAUAUCUUAAUUUUUAUUUUUAGCUCAGCGUUUGUUUGUUUAAUUCGUCAGUAAACGCGUCAGAAACACACGUGCUCGCUGCUACUUUUGAGAUAUUCGCGUCGUUGCAGAAAACACAGGAAGAAGUGUGAAGACGGAUGUAUGACAAUGAGCCACGGGGUUUGUUUCAUCUCCUCUGAGAAGUCUGUGAAUCUGAACAUCUCAGCGACACAUGAGAGCCACUAAACUAGUACUGCUCUGUGUUUGUGUGGAUUAUUCGGUGCCUGGCUGGACCACAAGUGUGAGUGUAUUGACAUUGUGAGUGUUUGGUAUAAGAAAAGAAACAAACAUGGGGACCCAGGGCACAGGACGAAAAAGAUCCACCAAGAAGGAGAGGUCGACGGCAGAGGACGAUGCCCUAAAUCUGAUAGCGAGAGAGGCCGAGGCCCGGCUGGCAGCGAAGAGGGCAGCCAGGGCAGAGGCCAGAGAGAUCCGCAUGAAGGAGCUGGAGAGACAACAGAAAGAGAUCUUUCAGGUGCAGAAGAAAUAUUAUGGCUUGAACACCAAAGUAGACGACCGAGCGGACAGCAAAUGGGGAGAUAUUGAACAAUGGAUGGAGGACAGUGAGAGAUACUCACGCCCUUCACGCACACAAACGCUCUCAGACGAAGAUGAGCGGAUGUCAGUUGGAAGCCGGGGCAGUGUCAGGUCGGACUUUGAUGCCGCCUAUGGUGGAGGGAGGAACGGCUAUGACGAUGAGUACAGUGUGAUAUCCAGCAGGAGCUCAAGACUCAGUGAUGAAAGCCGAGUGUCUCGCUCCUCCAGGGUUGACUUAACGAGCUCCAGACUGAGUGAUGACAGCCGGGUGUCUCGUGCCUCCAGAUUAGACCUGCAGCCGACCUCUUAUGCUUCCUCUGACUUGUACAGUCUCAAUGGUCUGUCAUCCUCCAGACCUGCAGGUUCAACUUACAAUGGUUACCAGAGCUCCUUGUAUGAAGAAAGUCUCAGCGGGUCGCGGCGAGUCGUCGGAUCCAGCUGCCUUUUUCUGUUUGACUCCACAUGGAGACAGAAGCAUAACGGUGUGUUUUCUCCUCAGCCUUUAGAUUACACUAGUUACCGCGGCUCCAGCUCCAGAGCCUCCAGCAGGGCCAGUUCAGCCCGUGCCAGCCCAGUGGUGGAGGACAGAGAUUAUCUUGAGAAGGGAUCUCGAGCGGCUUCAGCCUUAACAGCAGCGACACUCACGUCUUUAGGUGGGACGUCCUCGCGGAGAGGAAGCGGGGAGACGGCUCUAACUGUAGACGCUGAGACGUCCAUACGAGAAAUCAAGGAGAUCCAUGAACUCAAGGAUCAGAUUCAAGAUGUGGAAUCCAAGUACACACAGAACCUAAAAGAAGCCAAGGUUGCAUUAGCUGAAGUGGAGGAGAAGUAUCGUAAGGCCAUGGUGUCCAACGCCCAGCUGGACAAUGAGAAGAAUAACCUGAUGUACCAGGUGGACACGCUGAAGGACUCGCUGAUGGAGAUGGAGGAGCUGCUGGCAGAGUCACGCCGAGGAUAUGAUGACAAAGUCAAGGAAUUUGAGCGUGAGAAACACUCCCACAGUGUGCUGCAGUUCCAGUUCAAUGAAAUGAAAGAGACGCUAAAACAAAGUGAAGAGCUGCUAAAUGAGAUCCGUCAGCUUCGUUUGAAACAGGACGGUUUUGUUAGAGAGGUAGCUGACCUGCAGGAGACGGUCGAGUGGAAGGAUAAAAAAAUUGGGGCCUUAGAGCGACAGAAAGAAUACACAGAUGCGAUCCGAAUUGAGCGAGAUGAGCUCAGAGAAGAGGUGGUGCAGCUGAAAGACAUUUUGAAGAAACAUGGAAUAGUUUUGGGACCUGAUCUGAGCGUCAACGGGGACGUUGCUGAGACAGAAACCGAGGGCGGAGUUCCUGCUGCACAGUCGGCUCAGAAUUCACAGCCUACAUCGACGGAGGGGAACAGCAUGCUAGGCAGCACAGAGGAGACUCAAUUGAGAAGUAGCGGAGAGGAAGAAGUGGAUCCAAAGCAGCAUCAAGAAAUUGAUGAGGAAGCCGAUAAGAAUGACUUGAGCUCUGAGAUGAUCUGUAAUGUGUCCGCUGAGGAAACAUCAAGCAAAGAAAAGCCGUCAGAAGAGCAACAGACAUGCUUACCCACAGAGGAAGAUGGCGUUGGAGAAACUAAAAGCAACGAUUUACAAGUUGACAUUAACGAAAAUCCGAUCACAGAAGCCAAAGAUGAAAUCGUUUGCAGCCCUGAGCUUGAAGAAACUGUAACAAGUCCUGAGGAAAAUGCUCCAGCAACAGAAAUACUUAAGGAAGGAGAUUUAGAGGAGACAGACAAUGUUGUUGAAGUGCAAGAAAACAAACAGGAAGAAGUUGAGGAAAGUAAUUUGAGGAGUACAGAAUCGUGUCAUCAGCAAAAAGUCGUAGAAGAUGUGACAAAAGAACCUGAAGAGACCAUCAGAGCGGCAUCGAACACUGAACCUCCUCAAGAGCCUGAGAACGCUGAAGAGGCUGAGAACGAUGAGGCAGAGGGGGUAUCGGCUAAAUCUCAGCCUCAGGGAACACCUGCUUCUGGGAAAAAGAAGAAAAAGAAGAAGAGAGGUAAAAAGAAAGGAGGGUCCAAUGAGGAGAAAAAGCAACAAAAAGAUGCAAAGGAGGAAAAUGGAAAAGAUAAAGAAACCAGUCAAAAAGAAAAAGAUGUAAAAGUGGCUGCAGGAGAUAAUGGGUCAACAACAGAACCUGAUAUUGAACCUGCCACUAAAACCCUCAAAGAAUCAAAGAUAGAUGAAGUUAUGAAUGAUGCCGCAAAAGAAGUAGAGCCCUCUGAAACCUCUUCUCAGACUGAAACUCUUAAAGAAUCGACAGUUACGGAUGAACAGAAGGAGGAACAGAGUCUGGAAACUGAGACAGUACAGACAGUAGAGGCAGUAGAGGCGCCCACUGAAAAUGCUUCUCUCAAUGAAACGCUCAAUGAAUCUAAAUCAGAUCACUUAAAGGAUGAGCAGGACAAGGAUCAGACUGCAGAAACAGAGAAAGUAGAAGAAGAAGUUGGAUCUAAAACGAGUCCUGAUACAGACGCCAACGUUCCUGCAUCUGAUCAUAUUGACAACGCCGAAGGUAUCGAGAGCACCGAAGGCCUUGACAAAGAGUACACUCCCGGUGUAGAUAACUCUAAAAGUGAAGACGUUACAACCGAAGGCGAUGUCCAAACUGAGUCAGGAACUGUUAAUAGUGAAGAGGAUAAAAAUGGGUCUGUUGAUGAGAUGAAACCUGAAUGCGCAUCUGAAAACCCUGAAAACACCAUUGAGACCACAGACAAAGACACUGAAGCUGAAUCACAUGUUCCAAGCAAUGACGACGCUGCUGUUGACAAAUCUGAAUCUGCAAACGAUUCGGAGACUAACAAUAACACAUCUGUGGCCCUGUCGUCUACUGAUGACUCGUCGUCUGCUGCCACCGACUCAAAGAGCGACGACACACCCAUCGAGGUUUCUGAUAAAAGUCCUGAGGAGGCGACUGAGACCGCCAAAGAUGAGGAGCCAGCAGCAGAGGCUGACCAAGAAUCCAUUUCUCCAAGUCAGCAGGAUGAUGAUAAUUCAGAGCUUAACCUCAACAAAUCAGAAAAGGAGGAGCUGAACGAAGAUUUGAAGGAAACUGAGGAUUUAGUGGAGCCAGACAACUCCUCACAUGAUGAAAAAAGUGACGAUGCAUCAAUAACAAAACAAUCUGAUGCUCUUGAAACUGAAAAGAGUCUUUUGGAGACUGUGGCUCAGGCUGAACAUUUGGAUAAUGUAGAAAGUCAAACGGUAGAGUGUGCGGAUCAGACUGAUGCAUCAAAUGCUGUAGUUUCCCCAGAAACAGAGCAGAUCGUUAGCAGUGAGAUAACAGAGACACCAGACUCUCCAAAAGAAGCUUCUGAGAUUGCUUCCUCAGGUGAGCAGGACCAUAACGGUGAAGAAUCAGCUGCUGCAGAAGAUCCUGAACAUAAAAUCUGUCAAAAUUAUCAAGAAAGUGAGAAAUGUCAGCCGGAAUCCAGUAAAGACAAGUCUGAGGAUGAUGAUAACUCACCUCGACCCACCCAGCAGGACGGUGAUGAAGAUGACGGUGAUGAUGAUGAUAAUGAUGAAGGACAGUCUUUUGACUUUGACGACAUGGAUAUGGAUGCGGCUAUAAAAGCAGAACAGGAAGAAGUUGAGGAGGCUGUUGAAGCCACCUCAGAUGAGAACAACGAUAGUAGUUCAUGUAAUACUGAAUCAAUCGAGAAAACGCAAGAAGAGCCAGUUGAUAGCAAAGAUGAGAAGUGUACGGUCGACCAGGUAGAUGUAACAGAUAAAGACUCUGAUGUUAACCCGAAAGAGGACCAGAACUCUUCGGCUCAUGGGGAAACCACGUCUGACAAUGUAGAAAAAGAUGUAGCGAAUGUAAAAGAAGCAGAGGUUGUGAAUGUUGCAGAGUCGGCUGUUGUAGAAAGCAACAGUGCAGAGAACAUUAACCAGGCAGAGUCUGCACCGGUGGAGGAAGGAUUAGAGGCCAUUAAACAUGAGCUGCAGAGUGAAGAUUUACCAAAGAGUGCGGACCAAGUGGGCAGCAAUAAAGAGCCUCCACAGUCAGGGAAAGAUGUUAAAAAGAACAGCAAGAAAGGCAAAGGCAAGGGCAAAGAGGACUGUAAGAUGUCUUACACUAAGUUUACGUUGUCUCUUCGCAAAUUUCGCCUCCAACAUUCCUACGUGCUGUGUUCCCUUGCAUUGACCCUCAUGUCCACAGUUAUGCAUGCUAACUUUCCCCCCUCACACUCCGCUCCAUCACUCCCUCAUGGAUGCCUGCUCUGUUGCAUGCAUCAGCAUCCCACCCUGACCCAGCCCCCUCCCACCAUCUCCCUGGCUCCUCCCACCCCUGAGAUUCGACUGAGGAAACUGGUGGAUGAGCGUGAAAAAAUGAUAGAUCAGGUAAAGAAGUUGAAGUCCCAGCUGGAACAGAAGACACAGAAAAAUGGCACAGAGAGCGGCUCGAGCCCAGAAGGUGAAAUCCUUGAAAACGGCAACGAUCCAAACAUGAUAGAAGUGCAGAGAGAUUCCAGCAGACAAAUAAGUGAAAUGAAGUUCAAACUUGUGAAGGCAGAACAAGAAGUGACGGCUUUAGAACAAAACGUGACCAGACUCGAGGGUCAGGUGGGACGCUACAAGUCUGCAUCAGAGAACUCAGAGAAAGUGGAGGACGAGCUAAAAGCAGAGAAACGGAAACUACAGAGAGAGUUGCGGACAGCACUGGACAAGGUUGAAGAACUCGAGUCAAACAACAGCCACCUCAAUAAACGACUGGAGAAGAUGAAGUCGACUCGUGGCAUGGCACAGACUCCAUAGCAACAAAAAAAAGAAAAAGAAAAACACACUUUCUCUUUAUCCAAAACUGGCUGAUCACUUGGAAAGGAGUUCUGAGUUUUUGGGGUUUUUUUCUCUUUCAUCUGCUGCUUGAGAGCAACCUUAAGAAAAAAAAAAAAGAUGAAAAAAAAAAUAUCAAGAAACUUAGUUAUCAUAUCCACAGAAUAGAGAACACAAACAAGCAAAUGUGCCAUUUCUUUAUCUAUGUUCUGUCUGA